This is a messenger RNA of Meleagris gallopavo (turkey), 3847 nucleotides long. It is a transcript of the gene RASSF5, whose product is annotated as Ras association domain family member 5. NCBI's taxonomy places the organism in Eukaryota, Metazoa, Chordata, Aves, Galliformes, Phasianidae. Gene Ontology annotation, cellular component: nucleus. The record is from RefSeq and is a predicted model, not a curated record. Gene Ontology annotation, biological process: signal transduction.
GGCAGAGCAGAGGGGCACCCACUGCCCCCUGCACAGCGCUGCCCUGGGCUCCCCUACCCCUUCCCCACCUGUUUUUUGGGGCAGCGCAUCUCCGCGAGCAUCCCUCGCUCCAGCCUGAGUUUGUUUCCCAGCGCAGCUCUAAGGACGCAGGGAAGGAGCAACGCGCUCUCUGAGCUCCGCAUCAAGGACAAGGUUUCCAGGCAUCAGCCCCACGGGAAGCUCCGGGGCUGCCCAGCACCUCAUCCCUGCUCUCAGGGUGAGAAAUUUUGCAAUGAGGAAGCGGGCGCGCUGCGCAGCAGGAAGGGGGAGGCGAUGCUGAGCAGCGAGCUGGGGGCGAAACGGCGCGGCGGCCGCUCCAUGCUGCGCGGAGGCGGCGGUGGAGGAGGAGAAGGAGGAGAAGGAAGGGUUACCCGAAUUCGGGAGCGAUCGCUGCGGAGGAUGAGCGGCGGGAGCUGCAGAUGAGCGGCGGGCAGUGCGGGAUGUGAGCGCUGCGGGGCCGCCUUCGAUGACCAUCGGCAGCAGCAUGAGCAGCGGGUACUGCAGCUUGGAUGAAGACCUCGAGGAUUGCUUUUUCACGGCUAAAACCUCUUUCUUCCGCAGCGCGCAGAGCAAGGGCCCCGCCAAGAAUGUAACGAAAGCUGUAGAAGAAAAACCAGAGCCUCCAACUGUUGAGGAGAUCAAAGAGAAGAUCGAAAAAUACAAUGCGAAAGUUACAAACUGCCUGCUGAUGAAGCUGAGUGAUGAUGGGACCUACACAGGCUUCAUUAAGGUGCACCUGAAGCUGCGUCGCCCGGUGACGGUGCCGGCAGGGAUCCGACCGCAGUCCAUCUACGAUGCCCUCAAGGAGGUGAACCUGGCAGACACCACGGAUAGGAGGACGUCCUUCUACUUGCCACUGGAUGCCAUCAAGCAGCUGCACAUCAGCAGCACGACCACAGUGAGCGAGGUGAUCCAGGGGCUGCUGAAGAAGUUCAUGGUGGUGGAUAACCCGCAGAAGUUUGCGCUGUUCAAGGAGAUGCGGAAGGAUGGGCAAGUCCUCCUGCAGAAGCUGCCCCUCACUGAAUUCCCGCUGUACCUGCGGCUGCUGGCCGGCCCUGACACCGAUGUGCUCAGCUUUGUGCUGAAGGAGAACGAGACCGGGGAAGUGGAGUGGGAUGCGUUCUCCAUCCCAGAGCUACAAAACUUCUUAAUGAUCCUGGACAAAGAAGAGAAGGACAAAAUCCAGCAAGUGAAAAGGAAGUAUGAGAAGUUCAAACAGAGACUGCAGCAGAGCUUGAAAGAGGCUGGAGACAAACCUGGCUAACCCUCAGGGCACACCGGCAGUCAAAGUAAGCUACGUGCUGUUCUUAAAACGAACAGACUCUUCUCAGGACACCUUUUGGUGGUCACCCUCCCACUUCAUCCCUCCAUUAAGGACCUAGCACCCAUUACACGGACGUGUUGUGUUUCCUUCUUUUGAAACCUCAUACCCCAGGACCAGAGCCAGCCGAAGAACGGGACGUCUGCACCGGAGCUGCUGGGGUGGGCUGAGCAGCUCUGUGGGCGACGCUGAAUGCUGAAGGCAGCAGGAAGAGCAGGCUGAGCUGCUCACGCUCCUCCCAGCAGCUCUCUUGCUAUGGUUCUGCAGUCGCAUCGCGUGUCCCCACGUGGCCCAGUUCUCAUUUCUUAAGCAGGGCACAGGAAGGAGCAGAUAACACAGAGGUUGGUGCGCCGACCCGUGUGGGUGUUGCAGCUGUAACCAAUGCCAGACAGACUUGUUCAAGGCUAAGGUGGGAAAUGCAGUCAUGGCAGCUGCAGCACCCUGAUAGUCCUUCGGUAAGUGAUAGUCAUUCCAGGGAAAAUCAUUUAUUUUGUUUCUAAUUAACUUCGAAAACAGACUUGAAUUUGAGCAAAUAUCCACGAUGCUUAGCUGAGCUAGCCUGUAUGUUAUUCUACUCUGUAGGAAUCGGGACCUAUUUUUAAGAGAAAAGCAUGAAGAUGGAGGGUGUGGGAUGGUGGUUCUGCAUAGAACCCUGAGCAAUACACAGCCAGCAAAUGAUUGCAGGGAAGCUCAAACCCAAUUUCACCAAUCAGACCCAUUUUGAGCUGUGAAGGGGUCCGGCAGGAGAGAGAGGAGCUCCAACCCAGGCUGGGUUGUGGACGUGUCCGCAGCAAUGUCUGUGCAGGAGAUCCUUAGCACCAGGAAGAGCAAGGGAACCACAAACCUGAGAUGCUUUCCUGCCACCAGCCCCUUGCGCCAUGCCUCCUCUCGCUGACCCCCCCUGUGCUGCUCUCCCACCUCUUUUCUCCCUUCCUGGCCCAGGGAUGCUAUGGGGAUGCCAAUCCCAGAGGUGAUUUCCCCACCUUUACUUUCAGCACUUUGGACUCAGCACACUGCAUGUUCCAUCUUCCCUCUGUUCAGAGGACAGUGCAGCACAGUGUGAAAAGUGAACAUGAAAACUAGCUGGGUACAGAUGGAGCAUGUGAAAUGCUCUUGGCGACCCGAGUGUCUCCCACCUAUGUGAAGCGGGAAGGAGCAGGUUAUUAGGGAACAGAUGAUGGAGACAACUUGGAAGAGUCUAAAAUUUACCUCAGUGCCUUUUAUUUUUCCCGAAGUGUGAAAACUUUACAUUUGGGUUAAGGAGGAGGUUGGAAGGGGGCUUUUGCAAAGACCUUGGCAGCGCUCCCCCAGGUCCCUGCAGGCUGCUUUUGUCCAGAGAGAGAAGAGGAACCGUUGUUCCUUUCUGCAAGGUGACUGCUUGGCUUUUCUUUUUUCUCCCCCCAGAUUUAUACUUGAGUAUGUUUGUUUAUAAAGGUAUGGGAGUAACUGCAUCACUUACAGCCCUCUCUUUGUCACAUCACAAAUGCCACUUGGUGCAAGCUCAGUUCCAGCUCUUGCCUUACUCAGUGGUGUAAAAGGGUUUCCAGGCGAGGCUCCAGCCACUGCCACACGGUGCAGGAAGGGCCUCCCAGCUGUACUGUAUUCUCUACCCAGAUGACCUUUAACAGCAUGGCAGCAGCCCAAAUAGAGCAGUAAUUUUCAUGCUCUGGGGCUGUUUGCCUGUUUAUAAAAAUACUCAUUACUUCGCUAUGCACUUGUGAAGUAAUUUAAGUAACGUUUAUCCACUGCUUUGAGUCUUGAAAGCACUGUACAAAUACUUCUGUUCAGGCAAGUGUAAGAACACUGUAGAAACUGCCUCUGGUUCUGAGAAACAAGACCCAGAUGCUUGCUUUCAAAUCCCUUAUCUUUCUGGCUGUAAGUUUUAAAAAGAUUACUAUUAUUUUUCCUGGUUGCUGUUGUUUUUUACUCGAGUUCUGGUGACCAUCUCCCCUUCCCUUCCUGGAACCCAGCAUGUCUUUGACAUUCUGUAGAAGGCAUGGCUUCGUAUGCAAUUACUGUGAAUGCUGCUGAAAACCUCCUGCAAAGAGGAGGGCUCUUUCUUUCUUUCUUUUUUUUUUUUUAUGAUAUGGGGCAUUGGAAGUGGUAGAUAUUGAAAACUCAAAUUCCCAGCAGUCAGUUAUGUCCAGGACAGGCAUAUUGGGCCCCUUCCUUAAGAGCUGAGUACUGUUGGCAGUGCCUUUGGUUAAUAUGUUGUGUUGCCUAGUUUGUGUGACUUUAUUUCUCAUGGCUCUUGUAAAACAUGUAAAAUAAUGUGUAUAGAAUGGAAUAAGCAAAGCUUCUAUGGCAAAGUGAAAUGCAUUUUUUGCGAUGCUGUAAUUUAUUUUUAUUACUCCUUAGUAAUUCUAUGGCAUUUUUAAAAAAUGUCUCACUCCCAGCUUUUUUUUUUUUGAAGGUUCUGAAACUACUUAUUCAUAUGCAGACAGUGUAAAAGACAACGACAAUAAAACUGUCAGUAAUUAAAAUAAA